Molecule: messenger RNA, 1077 nt
Organism: Prunus armeniaca (apricot)
Lineage: Eukaryota; Viridiplantae; Streptophyta; Magnoliopsida; Rosales; Rosaceae
Source: the annotation of a GenBank genome assembly
AUGAGGACGAAGAACAUGAGGGAGGAGCAUCUCAUAAAGGUUCUCGGGCCCCGAAGACCACAGUUGCAAAGGGUACGAAAGGUAACUCUUCAGUGGCUUCCUCAAGCUCAAAACAACGAAAGCCAGGAAAAUGAAUAUCGGGUCCUAUGGCUAGUGGGGUGUUCGGGGUACGUGUCUUCAAACCAAGGGACCGCAAUCCUUGAUCACCGUUUCUUCACUUCGAUUUGGAGGAACAUAUCUCCUUCAAGAGGGUGUGGAAACAACGAUAAGUGUGCUGAAUGGUAUAACGUAGGAAUGCACGACACAGUGAAAGCAAAGGUGAAAGAAGCUGGAUUUGUGCCCUUUUUGUCAAUAUUGGGCCAUGGUAAGAAAGGGGACAGGCCAUUACUUGUGGCCUUAGCGGAGAGAUGGUGGGACACUACCCACACCUUCCAUUUCGAUGAAGUUGGAGAGAUGAUGAUGACACCAACGGACUUCGCAGCAAUCAUUAGAUUGCGUGUUGGUGGGAAGUGUUUACAGUACGACUUCGAGAUGUACAAAAAUAAGAACAAGAUGAUGAAAUUGUUUGGGAAACCGAUCGCAGACCUACUAGCAAGGGGAAAGGAGAGUGCUGGCGGUGCGGCUUUGGCUUGCUUGUAUAGAUCACUGGAUUCUUGUUCCAGGGGAAGGUCAUCGAGCAUGGGCGGGUAUUGGAGGGCAUGGGAGGUAUGGGCUUGCGAGUACCUAAAACCGUUUGCUUUAUCAAGGCCCAGUGGGACCGUGAACACGUGGCCCCGAACAUUGAGGUGGGUUGGUGCAAAAUCAAAGCGGGACUUGCAACAUCACUUGGAACAUUUUAGAGUGAUGAUGCGACAUCUAACAAAGGAUCAGGUAAAUUGGAACCCAUGGGGGACCAAUGAAUCCGAGUUGCCGGAAGAAGUAAAAAAUACCGUGUCGGCAACUCGUAAACGAAUCCUACUUGAGGGACCCAACUGGUUCAGCCUGGUUUUUGGGAGAGCGAGUCGCAAUGCAAAGUUUAGGCACCUCAAAACCUCAAGUACCGAAAAUUCCACCGAGGACAAUGCUUUCGGAUUAUAA